This is a messenger RNA of Knipowitschia caucasica, 441 nucleotides long. Lineage: Eukaryota; Metazoa; Chordata; Actinopteri; Gobiiformes; Gobiidae. The record is from the annotation of a GenBank genome assembly.
AUGGCGCUCCUCAUGCUCAGCCUCAUCAUGUCCAUCGUGGGGGUCAAGCUGCUGCACCACGGGGGGCAGGAGGUGAGGGACAUGUCGCUGUCGGCCUGUCUGCUGCACGCAUACGCACAGACAGCAGGGGGCGCUCUCAUAUCCACAGACCCGCCCACGGAGCAGCUGCAGGACGACUACUCUCUGGAGGGCUCUCUGGAGGAGGACCUGCUCUCCCUCUCCCCGCCGCAGGACGCCCCCUCUGGCCUGGACUGGUUACUGCAGGAGCUGGUGGUCCUGCGCAGGGCCGUGUCAGAGCAGGACAGUGAGGGCUCGGUGCAGGCGCAGUGGAGAGCUCUGUGCCUGAAGCUGGACGUGCUGCUCUUCAGGGUCUACGUGCUGCUGUUCUGCCUGUACACGGGGACUCUGCUGCUGCUGUGGGCCGGCUGGAGCAGGGCCUGA